This is a messenger RNA of Varroa destructor (honeybee mite), 12395 nucleotides long. RefSeq names its product Rac family small GTPase Mtl (gene Mtl). Gene Ontology annotation, molecular function: GTP binding; GTPase activity. Gene Ontology annotation, biological process: small GTPase-mediated signal transduction. The record is from RefSeq and is a predicted model, not a curated record. NCBI's taxonomy places the organism in Eukaryota, Metazoa, Arthropoda, Arachnida, Mesostigmata, Varroidae.
CCUCUAAUUCUAAUAUCACGACAUCAUGACGUAAUGAGCACCCUUUCUUCGCGCUGUGCUUAUCGGACAAUUCGACGGUCACUGUUAAACCCUGGUUUAUGGCACUGAAAUUUAAGAGUAUUGAAGCGUUUUAUUCGUAAUACUCGGGUCAGUUAGAACUGGUUAUUUGGACGUGAACAUUAGACAAAAGGGCACAGAGAAACAACGGGUUGAUUACUCAUUCAAACGCUCAAAAUUUUGCUGAGUGAACGAGUAUGGAUUAUAGAUUGGAUGAGACCUGUUUCUAUUUUGAAGAAGUGAUUGCGCAUUUAUCAUUGUUUAUUUGUUCUAUAAAAUACAAAGACAGCGCCUCGGAGGCGAAAGUUGCUUUUCUCAAAAACGUAGAAAAUAACCUAAAGAGAACCAUAUCAUUGUGUCGGUCGCAUUGUCCUUUUUUUUUAACGAGCUGGAAGCUUCUGCCACUUUUUUCCGUCUUGAGCUAAUUUUAUUACAUUUUAUACCCAGUGUCUGUGGGAGACGUCCACUUAUUCCUAGAUAGAUCAAUCUAUAGGCAUGCUUUUUACGCUUCAGUGACUGCAGCUUUGGAUCUGGAAUCACUUAGAUCUUCGGUACAUGUUGAUGUCGACUAAGAAUAUUUAGGUGUCUACGGUUUUUUACGAGUGAUCUUCAAAGUAGAUGAUGAAACAGUUUACCAACAACGAGCAACUGAGCUACGAAAAUGUCGUAAAAAUUGCAGCGAUAAAUAUUUUGUUACAUUGGUUGAUUGUUCGGCUAGCAACAAUCAAAAAAAUAUACUACACAAUUAUUAUGGUUAUUAUAAUGAGAUUUUUAUACUAUUAUAAUGUAUAAUUCUCGCAUUGUGUUACUGAUGGGCCUUGCUAUAGUUGUCGCCAACUUUCCAAUGCAAUGGAUGCUGAGUAUUUUGAUUAUAGACACUAAAAGAACUGUGAGAAGCUCGUGUCUGUGGCGGUAUCCCAGAUCCCGGUGCUGCUUAUUGUAUAAGCUGUGAAAUCAUGCUUUAUUGAUAGUUAUCAUUACAGUCCAGAAAGCACGUAUACGCAUUUCUGCAUUGCUUUAUAAUUCGACUAUGUCUAGGCUCGCAAGUAGUUUCGCAUCGAGUCAAACCAUGACCCAAGAAAUUAUUUCGAUUGGCUUUUCUACGGUAGGUUCACGCAGUCAACUAAUAAGUAUAGUGUAAUAAUGGAUGCACGAAGUCGGUCGUAGAAGAAAAAAUAUUAUUGUUAUGGCGUCUUGUCAUAAAAUAUAAAAUUGUGUCUAAGCCAAUACUGAUGCAGUGUAAGAAAUUAUAAACGAUUCAUAAGAGAAAGUGAAUCAAUUUUUGACGUCCAUAUUAGCCAAUAAUGAUAAUAGCAAAGUUAUUGAGUAAUAAUUUAUAUUAAGUGUUCUCUAAUUAAUUAUCAUAGGACCUGAACCUGUAAGUUAUAGACUAUAUAACCGACGAAGUAUUUGUAAUAAUCAAAGCAAUGACGCAUUUCAGUGUUUUGACGAGUAGGUUAUAUAUUUCGUUUUGAGUAGCAAUAUGUAGAAGCCCAGCAGUUCUGCUUCGAUCAAGAGCUAUCCGAUCAGGCUCUUCAUGUGCAACUUCAUUUGAGCUCUAUUUUAUAGAUAUGCAAAGUGUCUGCAUGCAAACAUAAGCGAAAUUUAAUUUUAAUAAACGGUUAUUAGGAGAAAUAAUACAUAAAUAAAAAAGGUGGUUAGAAGGACUGAUAGCAUUUUUUGAAUGAUCGCUAGCUAAGUAAAGCGAAUGCUGUCUAAUCUGAUCUUAUUUUUAUUUUAUCACUGAGGGCCUGUUUUCCUGCUAUUAUGUGCUAUCCUGAUCAUGCGGACCGACGCUGUCUAAAAAGAAAGUGAAUGAGAACCAAAUAGCAGUAACCUUUUUUAACUUCCAGUUCAACUAUAUUUCGAACAUUUCGUUGCUAAUACAAUAUGUGUAUGAAACCGUUAAUACAUAAUUGCAAACGUAUGUUGAAAGAACUACUGCUUAAUCUAGGUCGGUUUCACAGAAUUCAUACCUCGUGUAAAUGCCGACGAAUCUUAAACGGUGUGGUCUCUAUGAUUUUCUAGAUCGAAACGAACCAUUUGGAAUCGCGACCAAUAAAAUACCUAAAUAUGACUGUUAUCAGCGAACCCGACGAACCCUGAAAUUCACUAACUUUGAGUUACACGCCACUAGUAGACAAAAUUCGGCUGGUAAGUACUUCAGUGUUCUAAAAACUUGUUCGCUCCAGGAGAAAUGAGCUCAAAAAAAUAUUUAUUAGUCUCGAAAAUCGACGUUCAGUGGUCAGAUUCUCUAAGGUCGCAGCGUUGCAAAAAUUAAUCAAAGACUAGUGAAGAUAUUAGCAAGAAAUCUUUACGCGAAAACAUUACGUGAACGGUGCAAACGUUUCAAAAACGGAAAUUACAGUGGCUGACGAGCGGGUGACCAGUUGUUGGGACUCGGCAAAAACACUGGCAACAGAUUAGGCGAAGGAAUGGGGUCACCUUGGAGAGAAUCGAGUUGGGUGGCAGUGUGGAGUAGGUAAUGACAAUAGUUGCAACAGACAUCAGAGAUAUCUGCUGAUAUUUGGCGACAACGAAACAAUGAAUGCAGUCCACUGUCUUGAGUUCCUAAAAGACUCAUUCCACGACGAUCGUAGGCAGGUAGUUUGCGUGCUUAAGGCUAACGCCGAGCCUCAUCGGCAUAUCUCAACUAUUUCCCGGAUUGAACAGAGGAGCAUCCAACAUUCGCUCUUAUCCGUUCAUUCUCCCGAUCGAAGUCCAUAUGACUGUUGGACUCCAUGCCUCAGUAAGGGCAACUGGCGGGCAAGCUUAUUUCACUGUAGACUUACGUUGAGGAGUUUAGGAAAAAAAAUUGUCGAAAAACUGCCAAAGCGACGAAGUAUGUAAAAAUGCAGUAGAGUAUUAAAAAUGAUCAUUUUAUUUCAGUUAGUUAAAAAGUUAUUUCAUUUCUAAAUCCGUCGAAUUCGCUCAUAACAGCCUAAUAGAUGUUUGAACAUCGCCUUUGACCUUUGUCUCUGAUCACUUGUACAAUGUGCAUGAUUCCAAGUACAAAACAGAUUUUAAUAUCACCUGAUGAGAGUAUGUCUAUGAUAUCUACGAUGAAAGUAAUUUCUAUCAAGAUAUCAAUAUACAGUUUAAAUUUAAGGGUUCUUACAUGAAUAUAUUUUUAUAAAAUGUAAUAUGGUUAAUUUACGGUUUUAUUUUCAAUUAACAUGCAGCGAUUUAUGUAGUUACGAAAUAAAAAAUAAAAAUUUUAUAAGCUUACAAGGAAGGGUAAUGCCGCAUCUUGUCAUCUAUUGUAUUUCUCUAUCCGAGUUUCUGCUUAUUUAUAGACACACAUACAGGAGCUUGUUCUGGAAGCAUUAUUCUAAAUUUAUCCCUAUCAGGCCGACUUAGCUCUUUCACGUAUAUCUGCCACUUGAGUUGUCCUGUGUUCUAGGCUUUUGUUCAAGUUGCGAAGUUUGCUACUACUUUAAGGUGCAGGCAUUACCUGCCAGAAUAUUAGGAAGUCGAUAUCCAUUCGUUGUUACAUAUGCUGCAUGGGCCCUUAAUGUUGAUUUCGCUAGCUCCUGGAGCGCUUUGUCAGCAAGUAACCUACACACGUGCUUGAGUAACGCAACCGUCGAUAGAAGUGCUGUUGGUUGUGCUGCUUUAUUCAGUCAGCUCUCAUCCAAAAACGAGAGGCAAAUCGGAUAAACGUAGCAUACGUCAGUAUCUGUCGGACCUCGUAUCUUUUAACUUUGUAGUAAUAAUCGAUAAUAAUUACUCCAUUCAUACAUCCAUUAAGACCAAUUCUCACUCGCAAUUCGACUUAAGUAACGAGGUGGCGAAUAUGUUACAUUUGUUGCCGCAUUCUGUUUGCGUUCAAUGAAGGUUAUAAGCAUAGCAGACGCGAUUACGAUACAUAUGAUAAAUUUAUUCUCUAUGAUAUAUAUAUUUCUCAAUUAUUUUAAAUGUAAGUCAAUUUGGCAAGCCUUUAAACAAAGCUUGUAAUAGCAAAUACAUUAUGGAAAUUUUUCCUGCCUGAAAUUUUUCACCUGAAUAAAUAUUCGUAGCACUAGCUUUAUUAGAGUAUGCUGUUACAAAAGCGAGUCUCAGUAGUAACAAGCUGUGCGCCUUUGGUUUGUUUGAUAUUAGUGUUUAUAUCAGCAUUCUAUAGAACUACAUCCGUUUUCGAAACUGAGGAUUUGUUUCCUUUCCGUGAGUUUUUAGGACACAAACUGAUUGACUGAAUGUAGUCGUGUUGCUGCUACUACCGUAUUUACUGCGGCAGCGUGGCUUAAAUGACAAACGACCGCCCAAUGUAGCUGAUCUACUCUGGAUCUAUUACUCUAGAGGGUUGUCGAGCUCAAUCUGCUUCUCGCCCCAAGCCCUAGUUUCGCCUAUCUUCUUCUUCAGUACUCAAUUCGAUAUUGGUGUUGCCACUGGUCCGUCACCACUCGUAGUGUCCUUACGGCUGUUACUUAAUUCUGUCGCAGUGUUUUUGCUUAGGAAGGUGCUUGAGUUUAGCAUGUUAUAUGCCCUGGUGGUAACGGAACGGGUGAUUAUUUCUGAAAGUGGUCUUGGUUAUUAGACCAAAGUGGGGUAGCCAGUUUGAUAAACCGCAAACAUUGCCAGCGUAAGUUCGCACUGCGUUAGUUGCGGACAGACGAUGGCAAGAAGGCGGAUAGCUGCGCCAGCAAGAUCAGGCACCGCCCAUUGGUGAAGAAGAACAACAUUGGUUCUCUUGCCGGGCACGCUAAAGUAGAUCGUAAAUAAUCGAAUCUUAUGGGACAUCGGCAUGUAACGUCCGUAUCACGUCAAACAGAAAUUGUACGCCAUAUUAUGGAAUGAGAUGAAGUACGCGUGCAAGUGCCAUAUAUUAAUACACUAAUUAGUCGAAAUCAAGCAAAUGACUUUCAAUGAGUUCAAUAUUGUUUUUACAUUUACCGGUGUGUGAAGCUUUAUUUCUGUCGGAUAUGCAAUUGGAAGCAAUGUUUCAACUAGGACAACGUCGAUAACUGCGAACCGCUAAGUUUAAUUUCACUAAUGAUCUUUCACCGAUUUUGAGCAUAUUGCAUACUCGUUAAUACUGCAUAAAACGGAUAUUUGCUUAUCGAUAAACGGAACGGAGAAUUUCACGUGUGAAUUACUUUGGUUGCAAAUUUGAUACAAAAAAGCAAUUAGAAAAGACAUGUACUGCAUGCAGUAUCAUAAAAAUAAAAAUCUUUAACUGUGGGUCAGUUGUAUAAUUUUUUAUCACUUAUGAACUAAAAAUGGAGCAACGAUAUUACUAACUGAAUAUGAAUCAUCGAAAGUUGGGGGUGGAUCCCAAGAGAUCUUCGUCAAUCGCCAUUAUUACAUUCGUUAAUCAUGCCAGUUACAUGUAUCACUCCGAGCAGAUGCUAUAUGUAAAUGCCCAAUGAUACUAAUUUGAACAACGAACGAUUUUUAAGUCACGGUCCUGCAUAGUAUUGCAUAUGGUUCUGAAACGUGAUGUAGUAUGAUAGUUUAGGCGACGUUUUGGUGGUAUACAGUAAUAAAUCUGGUAAAAAUGAUACAGAAGAAAUCUUUGUCAACAAUAUAUGCACAAAACUGAAACAAAAAUCUAACACUGUCAGUUUGGAACCUCGUGAAAACGUGUCUGGUUGGGCCUGGUCCUCUGUUAACAUACCCAAUCUCUUGCUUCUCGAUUAGGUUUAAUUGGACUGCAACAAAGCUGUGGCUUCUAAAGCUUACUCCGACGAGCGCUUUACCAACAAUAGCCGCACUAACAACAGCUACAUUGACAAAUGGAACUCUUCCUCCCCUUCGUAAUGUAUUCUUAAGGGAGAUGAAACAUUGCUAAUGCGAGAAUCCUUCCAAUGGAAAAACCGCUAGGUCCCCUCACUUUCCAAAAUCGUGCAUGUUAUGAAGGGUUCCUUUGUGACUGGCGAAAAAAGCAGAGAAAAAGGAGUUUGCUCAAAUAAUCCUAUCUCGUUGCUUUUUUUUUAGCAUCUUGACCUCUUGUAGGGUCUAUAUGUGUAAUCGAGUAUAUUUACCAAACAAAACAAGACAGCAGGAGUGUGGUUUAUAGUUGUACGCAUCUCUGAAUGAAAUUUUGUUAACGCACCGUCUAUGAAUCGGAAGUCUAUAGAGCUAUUAUGAGUAACAAUUCUCCGCAGCUUUAUUAUACGUUAUUUAUCCACAAGCAGCGGAAAAGCCUUCAAUUUGGAUGAUGGUAAAAAUUUUUAUGUAAAAGGCUGCUUAAAGACAAGAAAGCCUAAAAACAAGCCGCGGCUUAGAUCUUUACGAGUGCAUUCUGGACAGGCUGCGAGGGUCGCCACCACAUUGGGUAAGAUUGCAACGAGAAACUCUUUCGAAGAAACCAGAGUUGCUCGAAAGAAUGAAACCUUUGGUCGAUUUCAGUUUAGGACAGUUCGGCAGCGAUUGCUGAACGCGCAGGAAAAUUAAAAUGCGUACUAUUGAAAUUCAUGUUUACUCUUACAAAAUACUAGAAAAGUAUUUUCACUGCGGCACCCAAGAAAUUGUUUACAGUAGUUGAACCGUUUUAUUUAAAUCACAUAUUUUUUCAUCAGAUUCUUGGAUAUUUCGCAGACAGCAUUUUUUGUGUCGUUAAUAAGUUUAAUACUAGGCGAUCUAAGAAAUAUUAGAAAGCACCGAGAGAAGUAUUUUUAUAUAUAUUAAAAUAGAAAAAUAGUCAUACAUUAAUACUCACAUUUCAUAAGAGUAAUUGUAGCCCCUCUCCUAGACAACCGUUAUAAUAUUGUCGCUCAGUAAUGUUAAACGGGGCAUGAGGUUAUUUAUACCACAGGCCGUAGGAUGCCUGAAGAACGUGUAGAUUCCCUCUGAGCCAACCGUCUUCCGGACUUCUCGCUUGUUUGCCGUAUCAUCCAUCAACCCGAGACUACACCUCUAUGUCCCGGGAGCAUCCUCGAAGCAGCUUUUUUUCUACGACUUACAGUACUACCGUGGCUUGCGGCGUUAGAAGACAUUUUUAGCACAAUAACGAUGGUGGCGUUCGCACGCUAUUAUCAAGAACUAGUUUUUGCGAGACUAUUCUAAUUAGACUGUAAGCAAACUACGUAAUGGUUGUGCGUGCCAACGGCGUUAUUCUUUUUUCAGUUUCAUGUGAGCAAAAGAAAAGAUUGUUUAUUGUUCCUUAGCACAUUUUCUAAGAGCGGGUUUUGUCGAACGAAUGGAACGAACCAACCGUUCGUGACCAUCGAUAUUGAAGUAUACUUCCAGAAGCACAUAGUAUUACCCGUGAUAACCGUAUGAUUGCAACUUUUGCUCGCUAAUUAUUAUUAUUAUUACUUAUGAAAUAUCGAUAUUGUACACCUACCCUAUACAUAUGUAAUUUGACUGCACCAUUAGAUUUAGCAUAGUCCAUGUCAUAUACUAAUUUAAUCUUUCAUAUUUGUAUUCUGUUUCUAUUGCAGAAUGAGCUUACUGCGUACACAUUUUCGAGUAGGCUUUCUCUGGGAAGAGAAGACAACGCCCAGAAAACCAUCGUCGAUAUUAGAGCUAUGAUCAACGUAGCGCACGCUGUAGUCAGCACAGCGGCUUUGUCGAGGAAGCAUACAGGCGCGCCUGGCGGCGGCAUGAUGUCCUCAUAUGAUUCACCAUAGCCCUGAUUAAUUUCGCGUUCUGUUUGUCCUUAGUCUAACGGUAAUGAGUUUGGCCACUGCUUUCUGUAGAAGUUUGACAGACAUACACACUAUAGAGAAAAAAAGAAGAAGAUAGCAGUAUCUUUUUCUAAGCACGUGAGUAUUUUAGGCGUGUUACUGAAUCUCGCAAGCCGCCUAGCACCUGAACUGCAACGUCCAGCUUUGGUUGCUGCAUAGGUAAAGAAUCAACGUGUAGACAGAAAGGUAGCCGUAACUAUACGGUAUAUACUGUUGUAUGCUAGACGCAAGAGGAGAGAUUUGACACGUACGUAUGUAUCCCAAACUCAAAAAAUUGGCCUAAAUAGUAUUUUCGACAAAUACGGCCACUAACUUCUGCUCAGUGACUCAACCAAAUCCCAGCAAGUGUUCGUCAGUGUUUGUCAGUUAGACAGCUUAGAGAAGUAGAACACUCAACGAAGCCAUCGAGGUUUGACCGGAAAUCAGUCUGCUUCGUCUAAUCUGAACUCAUAUCUCCCUUGAAUCACCGUUGUGUUGUCUAUACGUUUGUUACUGUUGUUAUCAUCGUAACUCUAGAGCAUAUAAAAAAAGGAGUUGAGAUGCAGUCGUCAGUGAAGACCCCAGGCAGCGUGGCCCCUUCCGGCCGCCCCAUCAAAUGUGUGGUCGUGGGCGAUGGUACCGUGGGAAAGACGUGCAUGCUGAUCUCCUACACCACUGACUCCUUUCCAGGAGAGUACGUGCCAACGGUGUUCGACAAUUAUUCAGCAGCAAUGAUGUGCGAUGGAGUGGCGGUCUCUCUUGGCCUUUGGGACACGGCAGGGCAGGAGGACUACGAUAGGCUGCGGCCUCUUUCCUAUCCACAGACUGACGUAUUCCUCGUCUGCUAUUCGGUUGUCAGCCCCUCGUCAUACGAUAACGUGCUAAGUAAGUGGCAACCAGAAAUCAAGCAUCACUGCCCCGACGCGCCAAUCAUUCUCGUCGGAACGAAGACCGAUCUACGCGAUGACAAAGAAGCGUUGCAGCAAUUAUAUGAGCAGGGCAUCACUGGGCCGAUACGACGUGAACAGGGCCAAAAAUUGGCCGGAAAAAUAAGAGCCGUCAAGUAUCUCGAAUGUUCGGCUCUGACACAACGGGGCCUUAAACAGGUGUUUGAAGAGGCUGUACGGGCUGUCCUUAAACCCGAACCGUACAAGCGCCAGCCGAAGAAGUGCGCUCUCAUGUAAAAAUGGGGAAAGGGAAUAUGGUCAACAGAACCCGAACGAGGUCUAUUACACUACCCAUAUCUAGAUAAAAUGUAAUGAUAAUACAAAGAUUGACAUAUGUGAGGCAACAGCAUCGGCGGCCAUUUGAAGUAGUUCCGUUGUUGUGGUUGUUUGCACAACGUAAGCAACCACACUACAUUUCAAUUCAGGGUCGCGUAAUUAUUGUAGAUCAAUCGUUUGACACGAGAUGGGUGCAGGAGAGAACAAAAGAAAUAGGAAACAACACAAAGUGUCAGCAAGUGGAAAAUGUCCUGCGGGAAAACCAACUAUGACUGAAUCGACCAGAUUAAGUAGGUAGUUGUAAUGAGUGUUUGUAAUACUAACAAAGGCUGUAUAUGACUGUUGGGAGUUAUGGACACUCGCUAAGAGAUACGACACGAUUUGAUACAAAACUUGAGCAGACUCUGCGAUGUGUUUGCUUUUCCGAAAAGGCUUCAGUUAUCGAUUGUGGAUAAUGAGCCAUAAAUAAAACAUGUUUGAGCGAUCUCUGGGUGGGCGUUCUGAGAACUGGAAAAAGUAAUAAGAAGGAGACUGUACUAUUAGAAAUGUAGGUAGAGAGUUUUAAAUGAUCUUAAGAGUCCGAUAAUAAAAUCCUAAGCGUUUGUAUGAUCUAGGCUGAUUCAGCAAUCCGCCCGAGGGCUGCGCUAUAUAAAUGCUGUAGGAAUGAGCAGCUAAGGAAAUUGUCUAAAUGUGGCUAAACUAAACAGCUUAAUACCAAUCGAAUACUAACUGUUAUAAAUGGAAGGGGAUAAUCAUGAUGAGCACGGCGAACUUAACAUCUCAGUCAGAACACUUUCUCUCAAACCUGGCCUAGCUAUUACUGUCAUUGGUAACUACGUACAACAUUAGACCUGACUAGGGAAGCAAACAGCUAUCCUUCUCACCAGUCAAGGUUAGCAUAUAGUCCUGAUAAUGUGAUGAAAAUGCAGGAGUUGCGUCUGCAAAGUACACAAACACAAAUGACCGUUAAUAUGGCGACUCGAUGGGCGAGAAAUGUUGAAGUGACAGAUGUAUCCCUCUUCGUGAUAAUAACAUAUUUUGAUAUGCACAGAUAAAUAUACUAUUAUAGAAAAGCGAAUCGUAAGAGUAACAGGCGUAGACAUGAGAGGAGCUGUCGAUUACGUGAAUGAAAGUAAAUUGCCAGGUGAUUGCUAAUGAGCAGUGGGGCAGGGUAUAUACAGUAAAAACAGAUGUAGCUAUCGCCGUAUAUGGACUUGUGUGUACUGGCGAAGAAAUGCUCUAUAUCGAUGUAGACAUACGUCAGCCAUUGUACACCGCGACGAUAGGAAAGCAUCCUAUUACAUUCAUAAGUUCCUGGCCUCCUUCUUCCUAAACUACGUUUGUAUUUCCAUUAACGUAUCAAAAGAUCCACUAAAUAAGCUUGAUAAUUAAUUUUAAGGCUAACUAACUUUGUGACGCACAUAACCCUGCAAAGCUUACAUAGCUUCUUUUACCUGGCACUGUUUAGUAUCCUCACUAUACAAUAAGAAACUUAUUGACUCGUUAGUACUACGAUUAUUGAUAUCAUUAUUAUUACAAAGAGUCUCAACUUGUCUAGCUGCUCUUCUUUAAUUCGAUACUCUAUCGAUAUGUGCGUACCACAUGAUGGCUGGGCAUUGACGGACAAAUGUGAAAUACGGAUAUCAGCCAUGGAACGACACACCACAAAUCAACAACGUAUAAAAAGAAAAUCGAUUACUGUAUUUCUACGACGACGCGUUCAUGUAACUUCAAAAUCAACAACACUAAAACAAAUCAUCACUUUUUUCUACGCAUUUGCUACAACAUCAACGUGCUGCAGUGUAAUUCAGGUCUUGAUAAAGAAAUCGUUUUCUCAGUGUUGAGAAUGAUGACUGGUGCAUUUGUCAGUGAUAUGCUUUGUACCAUAGUAACAAUACUACUAAGAGGAACUUGAUCGACAGAAAAUGAAAAUGCAAUUGAGUGUAUAUGUGUAGUCUACCUCGCAUACUUCGGCCCCGAUCUGUGAUGCGGGUGGAUGUACUGCUACAAUAUGGAAAUUAAAAUAUUUUGAAAAAAUGAAAAUUUCUUGCAUGAAUGGGAAUUGAUAAUGUAGAGCGUUACUCUUUAUGUAAUAAGAGGCUUCUCCACCAUGCACUGUCGGCAUUUAAUUAUAUAUGCCAUUAUUAUCAUUAUUUAUGAGAUACAUUGCAUUACGUAUUUAAACAUAUUAUUUCUCAGCGAAUAUAUACAUGUAAACCGAGUAAGUGUAUGGUAAUUGUUUGUCAGCGAAUGCGCCUAUUCUGUCUGAAGUAGUGGGCCUUCAUACGCCUACACACUUCGCCGUAAUCGUUAUUAUUACUCUUUUAAUUUGUCAUGUUCGAAAACACGCCUGCCUGUUGAUGCAAACUGGAUGGAACGAUAUCCUACAAAAAAAAACGCUAGCUUGGGAUUAUCAUUUGAGUUAACAGCAGCGGCAUAACCUAGAAGAGUGACGAUACGGUAUGAUUUAUGGACAGUAAUAAAUAAUAAUUUCACAAUAAUAGUAUAACAUGAAGAAGUAAAACGAUCGGAUGGUGCAAAUGUAGAGCUCUUCAGGAACGAAUCUGUUCUUCUUGACGAUAUAACAAAUAUAUUGAUAACAACAAUAAUAUUAUUACAAUUGAUAUUGACAAAUACAAAAUAUCAAUACAAAUGUACUAAUAUAUUAUACAAGACUGUUUUCUUUGGGAAUACAGAAAUAUAGUAUUUUCCAAAAAUUUAAAAUUCCGAAGAAUCCAUUUUAUUCUAUUUGGAAAAAAGUUAGGUGAUAACACUAGGCAGAUGCUAAAUAGCUAUUUCAAUUCAUCUCAUGCAUAUAUUAGGCUAAAAUAUUCGACGUUUUCCCCCCUAAGUAUUUCGUAUCCUUUCCCAACUCAUCUUGCAGUCACACAUCUAAUUUGAAUCAUAAAUUUACUCAUUGCUCUGGAGGGCUGGCCGGUGCCACCACGCAACGAAAUAUGCUUCCGCACCUAGAUAUCCAGGUGUUUUUGAGUGUCAAACAAAAACACGGUACCGCCAAGCUAUCAAAAAUAUGCAUAUGUGCGUCUAAACUGAGCAAAACUGCUGUGGCAACAGUUACGUUGGCAUGUGCCAUAUUUGUCUCAAUUCCUAAUUAUUAUGAGUCAACUGACCUAAUGCUUCCGUCAUCAAUUAUCACCACUAAAGCUGACGUUUGAAGCAUGGCACUGUUGUAAAAAACGUGUUUUUAAUCGAGUUAAGAGUAUUUCAUAAUGCAAUCACAAAUGAAGCACAAUGUGUAUUUUUUUUUAUGAAUAUAAAUUUAUUUCUUUUGCGCGCUGUUCUCUUUUUACUGCUGUAAUCCGUUCACAUAUAUUUUCAUUCGCUGGCCUCGAGUUGACUUCAUUUAGAAUUAACGUAUUCGUGGCUUAUGUUUUUAUUAUUAAUCAUUUCGUCAUGUUUACCUUUUCAUUUUCCUGUUGUGUCUAUAUUAAUCUCAAACACAGCUACCUAAGAUUAUCAAUCUCAUAUGCUUGUCUAUCUGCUU